CGACGUCUUGUCUUCAGUCUUUCAGAGACAUCGGUGGCAUCGUACGCCAAGUGGUUUUGCUCGCUAAAGUUAUAUAUCGUAUUUCAUCUGUAUAUAUAAGUUUCAAAAUUAUUGUGAAUCUCGAAAAAAUCUUAAAAAAUUUCUUAAGCUGAGGUUCAUCAUAUUCGACAUCUUUGCCACCGCUUUGUGCAAAUUGGCGAUUCGGCUAGUUCCUGCUUUCAGCACUGUGUUCCAUCGUCGCUACCUAACGAUCAACAUUCUUGAAGGUCAACUCAAGAUUCUCGCGCUGUCGCUUCACAUAUACAAGCCUAGGCCUCAGUUCACCAGAGACAGCUAUUAUCAACUAUACCACGCAAUAGUGAAAUAGGAACCACGAUGCAGGGACACAAGCACAAAUUUUGCACAAAACUCUACAGCACUUAUCUACGAAAAUGGUGGAUUACAAUAGCUAUUGCAAUAUGCCUUCUCAUUCUUGGAAUUUUGGUCACUUGUGAAUUUACUGCGCUAAUUAAUCUAAUAAUUAACUACCAAGUUGCACUCCGGCCAGGGAGCCAAACUUUCGGCUGGUGGGCCAAGCCUCCAGUGGAACCAAAAAUUUCUGUUUAUGUGUACAAUGUCACAAAUGCCAACGAAUUUUUAAACAAUGCAUCAAAACCUAUUCUAGAUGAAGUGGGGCCUUAUGUUUACACAGAGGCGUGGGAGAAAGUCAACAUUGUCGAAAACGAAAAUGGUACCUUAAGUUAUAACUUGAAAAAAAUGUACGUCUUUCGCGAGGACUUAUCAGUAGGGAUGGAAGAUGAUGUUGUUAUUGUUCCCAACAUCCCAAUGCUGAGUGCAACAUCUCAAAGCAAACACGCUGCAAGAUUUUUGCGACUAGCAAUGGCCAGUAUAAUGGAUAUUUUAAAAAUUAAACCUUUUGUGCAAGUCUCUGUUGGACAAUUACUAUGGGGCUAUGAAGACCCUCUUCUUAAAUUGGCUAAAGACGUUGUUCCAAAAGAACAAAAGCUACCAUAUGAAGAAUUUGGGCUAAUGUACGGUAAAAACGGAACAUCCACAGAUCGCAUAACCAUAUUCACAGGUGUAGAUGACAUUACUCAGUACGGUAUAAUCGAUAAAUACAAUGGAAGAUCACAUCUGCCUCAUUGGUUGAAUGAUGACUGCAACAGAUUAAAUGGAACAGAUGGUUCAAUAUUUCCACCACAUAUUGAUAAAAAUCGCAUUCUUUUCGUAUACGAUAAAGAUCUAUGCAGACUGUUGCCACUCGCAUUUGAAAAGGAAGUUCAAGUCAAAGAAACUGUUAUGGGUUAUAGGUUUACGCCACCAGAAAAUGUGUUCUCUGACGUUGAAAGCAAUCCGGAAAAUAUGUGCUUCUGUCCAGCAGGUCAGCCUUCAUGUUCUCCCAAUGGAUUGUUCAAUGUUUCACUUUGUCAAUACGAUUCACCCAUUAUGCUAAGUUUUCCUCAUUUUUAUUUGGGAGAUGAAAGCUUUCUGAAUGCAGUGGAAGGGAUUACUCCAGCCGAUAAGGAGAAACAUAAAUUUUUCAUUGACGUUCAUCCCGUAAGUUUAUUAAAACACUAUGGCCCGUAGUCAUAGAGAAGUUCGAAAAAGGAUUUUACGAUUAAAAUUGU
Molecule: messenger RNA, 1628 nt
Organism: Rhagoletis zephyria (snowberry fruit fly)
Lineage: Eukaryota; Metazoa; Arthropoda; Insecta; Diptera; Tephritidae
Gene: emp
Product: epithelial membrane protein
Cellular component (GO): membrane; cytoplasm
Molecular function (GO): scavenger receptor activity
Source: RefSeq, a predicted model, not a curated record